CUGAGCUGCUUCCUUUAUUGUCGGUUGCGAACGCGCCUGGAUUCAUCGAAUCGCCCUGUCGUCUUGAUUCGAUCUGUUUCGGGGCAUGUCACGUUUCGUUGCGGCUUAGAUGAACCCCUGAUCUCUCAUCGAUCUAUCGAAGAUGCCGUCGAUUUGGUCUCGAGAGGGACAGCCUCAGAUGGGAGGUAAUACAAUGCACCAGGGCUCGGCACCACCUUCAGAUGGACAUCCGAAUGUCACCUGCUUUGUCUGUAGCGGUCCGCACUUUGUGGUGAAUUGCCCUAAUCGCAAACCUGAUGGUUCUGCGGCCGCCCCGGUACCGUAUCAGCAGGCUGCUGCUCCAGUCCCACCGCCUCAAUCCUUUGCACCGCAAAGUGGACAGACCCAGUACUCUUCGUAUCCUACAGGUCAGCAGUAUGGCACUCCAGCACCGCAAUACCCAUACGCUCAACCUCAACCAUAUACUGCUCCGGCUCCGGCCCCUUACCCUGUUCCUUCUCCAAAUCCCCAAUAUGCUCGGUCCGGAGUCCAGCCAGCUACCACGUACAACCAGUACAAUCAAAGCAACGGCCCUCCUCCAUUUAAUGGGCCCGCUUUCCAGCAUCCAGCGCCCCAGUACAACACUCGAGGUCCACAACCGUAUCAAGCACCGGUGAAUAACUACCCAUCUCAAAAUAAUGGUUAUCAUGGCUACCAAUUAGCACCUAAUCCUGCGCCGUAUCAACCACCCCCCACGCAAUGGAACAACACACCCGCUUUCUCACCUCCUUUUCACAAUAACAGGCGGACCAACUCCGGCUUUCGACGAGAGUUCUCAGGCACCCCUGGCCAUAAUUCUCAACAGCAGCAACAACAGCCGAAACCCCGGGCUCAAUCUCAACAAAUGGAUUACGGUUAUGAAGCUGCUCACCAGACCCCACAGACCCCUUCGGCACACUCUGUCAAUUCUGGUAAAAAGCUGUUCUCACAUCAAGGCUCUCCACCCAACCCAGUGUCCAGCUCUGUUCCUUCUACCCCAACGAGUCACUCGAAUAUUCGAAAAGGCUCUGCAACCACCGGUACUGCAGCAAAUGUAAAGACUGAAACAGUUACCGCCCCUGAGAAGGUCAAAGCAGCUACUGCCGCUGCUGAGCAAGAAACAGAAGAAGGUGAGGUUCGUGAAGGUGAUGAUGAAGAGGAUCUUUUCAAUUGGGACCUUGAACAGAUAUUCAGGGAACCUCCAGCAGCCGAGACUGUAGCUUUAGCUCAACCGUUAUCGGCGGGCUACGAGUCAACUCCAGUACCUCUCGUUCAAGCAUGGUCUGUGAACGUCCCUUCUAUCUCGAGAUAUGCCAGAAAGGAGAACCUCAAGGACUUUGUUAAGAGUGUACGAGUUGCGCCACAAUGGAGUUACCUUCAAGAAGAUGUAGCUUUCGCGAGCGUCAUCGACAAUUCGCCACCGAUACCUUUAGAUACAAUCUGGGCUUGGAUGGAUGUUCAUCAUGGUAGAACAAUCCUUGUAGAAGAAGUCGAAGAGCCCGAGCCAAUCUCGAGGAAGCGCUCAAGACGCGAGGGAAAGAAAGCCGAGCAAGAACAUAAGCAAGAAUAUCUUGACCAGCCAAGCCCACUUAGCCCACUUGAGGAUGCCAAUGAAGAAGAGGUCGAUCAGCCACCCAACAAGCGUCAAAAGAACGAGGUUAAUCAAGAUUUGGAUGAGGUUAUGAGAUCACCAGGUGAUAGAACCCCUAUCAUCAACAGAAGAGGUGGUACGCCGUGUCUCCCCACGACUGACGAUGCUUGGGCCCCGCAACCGGGUGAGUGUGCUACCUCUCCAGGAGAUCCUACCGAGAACCUACUUGCUUCCCUAGGUGUUUCGGGUGAUCCAAAGCCUGUCUCACAAGAACCUCUGCCGCCGUAUACUUCCAAGGAAGAAAACACCCAUUCUCCUCGUUCGUCUCAAACGCAGACUCCAGUUGCUGCUCAUCAACAAUCUUUCCAAAGAACUCCUAGCAACGGCCCGGGUCCUAACACGCAGAACAUGCCGCAGAACAUGCCGCAGAACAUGCCACAGAACAUGCCUCAAAGUCAAGAUCAGCCAAUGGCUCCUGCAUACGGCCCGCCUGCAUCUUAUGGAAAUGGAAAUGUACCAAAUCCUCUUUACGGUCAAGGCCCGCCUAUAAAUAAUGCUCAAGGUCAUAUACAAGGUCAUUCUCAAGCCCCUCCACAUUAUGGCCCACCUGCGAAUGUUGCUUAUGGAAAUGGUCCUUCUCAAAAUAUGCAAGGCCCUCAACAGUAUGGUCAUAUUGCCAAUCCGCCAUAUGUUAAUGGUCCGCCAAACAACUACCAGCAAGGUCCGCCUCAAGGUCCGCCACAAGGUCCGCCGCAAUGGGGCCAACAGCGAAACCCUUCGUUCGGUGCUGCUCCUCAAUACCCUCCCCCUCAACAGUAUCCGCAGUAUGCGCAACCGCAACCUGCACCAUACAGCAAUGCUGGAUAUGGACCACUUGCAAACCAAUAUCCAACGGUAGCCCCUCCUCAAUAUCCUCAAGGUCCUCCGCAAUACAAUCAAGCUUGUCAGCCAUCUUAUGGACCUGGAUCAGGACCGCCCAUGGGAGGCCAAUACGGUCCAAUGACACAGACCAGUCCUACUCAAUAUGGAAUGCCUCCUCAAAAUGUCCCCUACAAUGCAGCCCCCUACCCUAAUCAACCUCAAUAUCAGAAUGGCCCCGUUGCUGCUUAUGGAAAUGGUCCUCAAAAUGGUUCCCAGUAUGCUGCUAUGCCUCCAAACCCCAACAUGCAUACGAACCAGCCACCUUACGGCAACGUUCAGAAUGGCUAUGGACCUCCCCGUCAAGACUCAGGCUACAUGAGCGCACGUGGAUCGUACAGCAGUGGUUCCGGACCAAAUGGACCCAACAACCAAGGUGCUUACCAAACUCCGACUCAACCUCCACAGGGUCAGCCGUUGUCUGAAGCCCCUAAUCGACAGGCACCCCGUGCUCAGGAGUCUGGACUCAAAAUUGAGACUAAGAUAAAGACUGAAAUCAAGACUGAGAGUUCGGGAAACAGCAAUGAGAGUUUCGAGAGCAACGAAAAUGCGGGUAGCAGUGCUGGCACAACUCUUAGUCCGACAUCAGCUCAGAUUCUUGAGGAGUUGGAACCUAAAUCUGGCAAGGGAAAGAUGACUAGGGAAAGAGCUCCUGGAGAAAGAGCUUCUCUUAAGAAAGUGAAGAAGAGACCUCAACCAGUAGUCGCUGAAGCUUACAGCCGACGUUGGUGAACUCGUCUUCCUUAUCCCGGCUCCUUUACUCGACCUUUCCGUUCCUUACAGCUCAUGGAAUUCCAAGGCGAACGGCACAUUAGUUUUGCAGUCUAGCCUUCUGGUUCUGGAACAACCUCUAGUCUUGGGUUAUAUUCGCGUUUUGUACAA
Messenger RNA from Mollisia scopiformis, 3409 nucleotides. RefSeq lists its product as uncharacterized. The coding region runs from base 143 to 3259 and encodes 1038 amino acids. The transcript has 3 exons. The record is from RefSeq and is a predicted model, not a curated record. NCBI's taxonomy places the organism in Eukaryota, Fungi, Ascomycota, Leotiomycetes, Helotiales, Mollisiaceae.